Molecule: messenger RNA, 1299 nt
Organism: Salarias fasciatus (jewelled blenny)
Lineage: Eukaryota; Metazoa; Chordata; Actinopteri; Blenniiformes; Blenniidae
Gene: c4h11orf98
Product: chromosome 4 C11orf98 homolog
Exons: 4
Coding region: 76-468 (130 amino acids)
Source: RefSeq, a predicted model, not a curated record
CGGGGGGCGCUGCUGAGUCUGCAGGGAUUCAAAACGCAGAAGAAGAAGAAGCGUCAGUCUCCACGUGAAGACAAGAUGGCGCCGCCCGGAGGGAAAAUAAAUCGCCCGAAAACUGAGUUGGGGAAGAAUCUCUUCAAGCGUCGUCGAGUUCUGAGUCGAGAGAAGAGGAAGAAGCGUCAGGUUGUUGGUGCCGUGGUCGACGGAGAGCUGAUCACCAUCCACCACCUGAGGAAGAGGACGACGAGUCCUCGAGCAAACAUCACACUGUCCGGAAAGAAGAAACGUAAACUGAUCAAACAGCUUCAACACCAGAAGAACGCCAAAGAAGCUGAAGCUGAAGCUGCGUUGGCACCACAGAAGAAGAACGUGGAGCAGGACGACCCCAUGACCCCGGCCAAGAAGCAGAGGAAGAGGAAGAAGAAAGGCGGAGCUCUCGAUAACGACGUGGAGAUGGCCGAUGUUGAGUGAAAGGACGUUUUUAUAAAGAAAGAUUAUAUCAAGAAAAGCCUUAUCGCCAUGGCAACGCUUUUCCCACCAAAAUAAAACUACAGAGCUGCUAUGACUUUUUCAGUUUUUUUUUUUUUUUUUUUUUUUUUUUACUUUUCUGUCAGGUUUUUGGUGGAAUGUGAAAAUGAUUCUGCUUUUUGUGCCUCGAUUAAAUGUUUCUGAAGAAAUUCUCUUGCGUUCUGAUUCCUGCUCUGAGUGUUUGCAGCGUCUUCAGAGUCUUUAUUCUCCAGGGAUUUAGGAGUUUUCUCGUUGAGUUUCUGCUGUGGUCGCCAUCCUGUUGCCACCUGUGUUUGAUUUUAGUACAAAAACGACGAACAGCGCCGACUCCUGGCCUGGAGAGCGAACUACGUCCUUUUCAAUGAUUCAUCUCUGGAAAUGGAUCAUUUUCAAAACACUGUCAUAAAACAUGAAACAUUUCUGAAAGAAACUUAAAAAAUGUUGCAUUUUUAUUUUGAAGCGCUGCCAGGAAACAGGGCAUGAGUUGUAGUUGAAUGUUUUAUCUGAUGAUAAAUAACUGAUUUCUUUGGGUUUUUUGAGAAAGAUUUGAGUUUUAGGGGGAAUUAGAAGUGUUUUGGAGCCGAUAACCCUCAUAUUUGAUCCUUGUAGUAAGAAUUAAUUUUUUUGUCUUCAUUUUCAUUUUAGAGCUUCCAUGUGUUUGACAUGUUUUGUGAAAUUGCAACUAAACUGUUAUUUAUGAUCCAUCUGCUCAUAUUUUUAUAAUUGUUUUUGGUGUGAUUGCAGUAAUCUUUCAUUUUCUGUCAACAAUGAGACAAAAAUAUUAAAUAUUGAUAA